AUGUCGAACACGACGUCGUGGCAGAAGGCAAUGAUAUUUGCGUCCAAAGGCCGCAUGGUGGGCUACCGCCUCACCCUCGAGCACUACAACACAGUCCUCUACUCCCAGUCCAUGUGGGGACGUGCGCUAGAAAUGAUCAAGGUGAUUCGUGCCAUGCAGCAGGACGGCGUGCAGCCCAACGGCGCCACGUACUACUACGUUGUGAAUGGCAUGGCAAACGCAGACCACGGCUAUAAUUACGACUUCAACAUCAAUCAUAGGCUGGAAAAGCUGCAGCACUGGCGCGUGGCGCUGAAUGCGCUGCAGGCGUGCGAGGCAAACGGCUUCGACUCGACCGACACAAUGCACAACUCCGUCAUCGUGACCAUGACCAUACCCGGCAUGAACCACUGGAAGGAGGCAUUGCAAAUACUCAAAAAGAUCAUCGAUGAGGAUCGGCAGCUACACCCGAACAUGGUUCGCUUCCUUCAUAAUUGCCUCAUUCGCAACUACCGACCGCGUGAGGCAAGCGAUCUUCUGCGAUUGGCAGCUGAGCGCGGCGUGAAAGGGUACGAAAAUGCGUGGGAGGCGGACGUCUACAAGGGAAAACCGACAGAUGCCCAGCUCGAAGCCUCACGAGUCAAAGCUACCGCGAUGAGUGCAGCAGGAAUGGAGUGCGUGGGUGGUAGCAGCGGCACGCUCUCCUCGUCAACAUUGAAGGGCGAGGAAACUGACCGCAACUCUGCACAAGCCUCCGCAGCCGCCACGCUCAUGGCGCUGCAGCUGCGUGGCGACCAGUCACUGCCACCGCCCCAGAUGCACAGCGCUCUCCAGGAAGAAAUGGAGCGAAACAUUACUGCGGAGCGGCAGGCGCUGCGCCCCUUCACCGCGGGGCUGCACUACACCGAAAUGCAGUCCGUCUUCCGCCCACGUGUGCAUCGCCAGUUGUGGUACCAGUGGCAUCAAAUCGCAAACCGCUAUCGGCCCACUGCAUCGCUCAAGCGUCGUCAGCUGGCUCCCCGCGACUCACCCACGGGUAUCCCGGCGUGGAACCGUCUGUGA
Messenger RNA from Leishmania braziliensis MHOM/BR/75/M2904, 1041 nucleotides. RefSeq lists its product as hypothetical. The transcript has a single exon. Gene Ontology annotation, molecular function: protein binding. Lineage: Eukaryota; Euglenozoa; Kinetoplastea; Trypanosomatida; Trypanosomatidae. The record is from RefSeq and is a predicted model, not a curated record. Bases 1 to 1041 code for a protein of 346 amino acids.